Molecule: messenger RNA, 2591 nt
Organism: Schistosoma curassoni
Lineage: Eukaryota; Metazoa; Platyhelminthes; Trematoda; Strigeidida; Schistosomatidae
Source: the annotation of a GenBank genome assembly
UAUCAUUAUUAUUAUCAUUUAGUCGAUAUUGUUAUAAAUUAAUCAUUUAUGCACCAUUAGGUUAUAUUAUCACUAUUCUUGGACGUCAACGUUCAUCAAUUCAUAUCAAUAAUCAAUUCAUUCAAUCAUCUAAUAAAAAUAUUCAUCAAUCAAUCAAUAUAUUAUUUGAUAAUUAUGAUUAUAUAUUAUUAAAUGGGAUUACAAUCUGUCCAUUAUUAAUUAAAUAUUAUGCAAAUCAAUUGAUUCAUUGUAUGUAUAAUAUUGGACAAUCUAUAGAAAUAUUAGUACAUUUAACUGAGAUCUAUGUAUCUUACAUGACUAUCAACACCACCACCACCACCACCAACACCAUCACCAACACCACCACCACCACCAACACCACCACUACUCAUAGUAACAAUAAUAAUAGUAGUAUUGUGAUAAAUAAUAUAGAAUUAAAUGAAUUAGAAUUUAAAGAAAAAUUUACAAAUGCUAUAAACAAUUUAAUUACUAAAGAAAAUGAACUUAAACAAUUAUUAUCUAUAUGGCCUAAUCAAAAAAUAAUUAAACCAACUUUAUUGUCAAUACUACAACGUUUCACUGAAAAUUCUGGAACAUCCGAUAUGAAUUAUGCUUGGCGUAUAUUACAAACAGAUUUUAUUACAAUCAAUCCAUUUCGAGUAGUUUAUAGUCAUGAAACGGUUUCAAAUCCUGCUCCUUCAGUUAUAACAAAACAAAAAUCAAAAGUGCUUAGUUCACGUGGAGAGAAAGCUAAUCAAUCAGUUAAAAUUAAUCCAAUUGAAGAAACAGUUAUUAAUCGUUGGAAUCAACCAGUCAUUAAUCCUGAUCUAUUAAUUGCUAUAGUACGUAUACAAUCAUUCUAUCGCGGUUGGCGUAUUCGAAAUACAAUACAUUUAAGUCAAACCAAAUAUCUAAUAGAAACUUUAUUAUCUAUCAUCAAUUCACAGAAUAAAUCAAAUAUAGAUAAUAAUCAUUUGAUGCAUAAGCGAUCAUUAUUAAGAAUUAAACGUUUAUCGAUUGGUUGGAUGUCUUGUUUGAAUGUAUUACAACAAGGUCAUUUACAAUGUGAGGCGGGAAAUCGAUUAAUUGAAAACUUGAUUCUUACUAAUUCCAAAACUACUACUGAUAAUAAUAAUAAUAAUAGUAGUAUACAAAAUAAAUUAUAUAAAGAUAUGAAUUCUUAUUUAAGUAUUAAAGAAUAUUCUGGUAACUAUGGUGAUAUACCAUCACCAUGUCCAAUGCAUCAUACAGGAUCAGAAUUACAUAAUAUGAAUCAAUUACAUAAUUCAUUACAUCAAGAUUGGAUUCAUUUAUUAUUUCGUGAUUGUAUUUAUUCAUCAAAAUGUUUAAAAAAUGAAAGUAUAAUAAUCAAUGAAGAAGAAGAAAUUCAAUAUUCAUUUCGUUUAAAAACUACUAUACCGGAUAGUUAUAUCCUAUUGAUCAAUAAUGAUAAUCGUGAAAUCAUUCAUCCAUCCAUUGAAUAUCCUUAUAGUUGGUUAAAUCUUAAAGAAAAUAAACAUGGAUAUAGUUUAUUAGGAUUAGUAACUAAUCAUAUAACACCUAUACCAAAUGGUAAAUGGAAUUUACAAUUAUUAGGACCAGGUAUCAUUGGUAAUGAAAAUCUUCCUAAACCAUUAAAUACAACAUUAAAUUUAUGGUCAAAUUUUCAUAUUAUUGAAUUAGAAGAUUAUUAUGAACCAAAUCCGAAAAAUCUAUUAUUUCGACGUAGAAUUAUAGCUUCUAAUGAUAGUUUGAUAACGGUUCAUUUACGAUUAUCUGUACCAAAUGUUUAUACGCGUUUAUGCAUUAAAAUGGGCAAUAAAGAAAUGAUCUCUGCUGAAGGUUUUGGUGCAGCAUGUAUUUUUGCUUAUAUUAUAUUAGCUGAUACAAUAAUAGAUGACAGAAAUAGUCAAACAUCUAAUUCAGGACGUCUAUUAGAAGUGAAUAAAGGUGACAAUGUCAAAUUAAGUAUAAAAGAUGUGACCAAUUCAAAAGUUAUAUCGAAUAAAUUGAAUACUACUAAAGUAUCUCCAAGAAGAUCUGCAUCAGUGAAGAAAAAUAUGAAACCGGGAAGUAGUUCUGGCAGUUCAACUGGUGGUAGUACAACAGGAAGUGGUCGAGGUUCUAGUAGUACUAAUAGUGCUAAUAUAGAGCGAUCAAAUCAAUAUGAACAAUUCAAUUCCAGUUCACCACAUUCACAUAGAUCAGAUAGUCAGCAAAUAGAAGGAGAAAAAGAAGAAGAACGAUAUUAUUGGAUUGAAGCUUAUGUAGAUGGUAAAAAUUGGCCAUUGAGUAUAACUAAUUGGGCAUUUUUAGAAGAACAGCGUUGUAAUAAACUUGAAGAGUGUCAAGUAAAUAAUACAACUUCUCGAAAUACUUCAGCUGAUAAAAGUUCUGACAGUAGAACUAUUAAAUCAGCAACAAAAUCACCUGGAAACAAAACAAUUGGUAUCACUGGUCAAAAAUCUGGUUCUACACGUGGUACUUCAGCAAAAAUUGAUUUUAAUCAAGCUCAUUGGAAAAUGAGAAUAAUAUGUAAUAAUUCUGUAAGAUUUAUUCUUAGAAUCAGUAUGUUUCUUAAGUGGGACUAU